This is a messenger RNA of Esox lucius (northern pike), 3874 nucleotides long. It is a transcript of the gene dnajc11b, whose product is annotated as dnaJ homolog subfamily C member 11. The transcript is spliced from 17 exons. Lineage: Eukaryota; Metazoa; Chordata; Actinopteri; Esociformes; Esocidae. Gene Ontology annotation, biological process: cristae formation. The coding region runs from base 136 to 1866 and encodes 576 amino acids. The record is from RefSeq and is a predicted model, not a curated record.
UCUCUCAACUAAGAGACGAUGUGAGACGCAACCGACCGAACUCCCCCAUCGGGGUUUAUCGGCCAGAGCUUACUGACAGGAUGUCUGGAUUCCGCCUGGCCACACGGCGCCGCUAGUGCACAGCCACACAGACCAAUGAGCACACAGAACACUGGCCGGAGGCGGGGUCGAUUCAUUGCAAAGAUGGCGGCGGCCUUAGACGAUGAAUUAGAGUUGGAUAACCAAGACUAUUAUUCUCUUCUCAACGUCAGGAAAGAGGCCACUCAAGAUGAGUUAAAGGCCUCUUAUAGGAGGUUAUGUAUGCUGUACCACCCAGACAAACACAGAGACCCAGAGCUCAAGAGCCAAGCAGAGCAGCUAUUCAACCAGGUGCACCAGGCCUAUGAGGUGUUAAGUGACCCACAGUCCAGAGCAAUCUAUGACAUCUUUGGGAAGAAAGGCCUGGAAGUGGAGGGCUGGGAGAUUGUUGAGAGGAAGAGGACACCAGCAGAGAUCCGUGAGGAGUAUGAGAGGCUACAGAGAGAGAGAGAGGAGAGGCGGCUACAGCAGAGGACCAACCCCAAGGGGACAAUCAGUGUGGGAGUGGACGCCACAGACCUGUUUGAUCGUUAUGAGGAGGACUUUGAGGAGAUGCCUGGUGGAGGAUUCCCUCACAUGGAGAUCAACAAGAUGCACAUCUCCCAGUCUAUAGAGGCCCCAUUGACAAACUCCGACACCGCAAUGCUGUCUGGCUCUCUGUCCACACACAAUGGAAAUGGAGGAGGCAACAUUAACAUGACAGUGCGCCGGGUGACGUCUGCCAAGGGCUGGGGAGAGUUGGAGUUUGGUGCGGGGGACAUCCUGGGUCCUCUGUUUGGGAUGAAGGUGUUUCGUAACCUGACUCCACGAUGUUUCCUGACGGCUCAGUGUGGUAUUCAGUUCUCCUCCCGCGGUGUUCGUCCCAGCUGUUCGUUAAUGACAGCGCGCCAUCUGGACCAGAACACUAUGGGUUACCUGCAGUGGCGAUGGGGACCGCACAGCUCCAUGACAACUAGUGUGGUCCGGGACACCAAGACCAGCCAUUUCACAUUGGCCCUGCAGCUGGGUGUGCCUCACUCCUACCUGAUGAUGAGUUACCAGUACAAAUUCCAGGAUGAGGACCAGACCAAGGUCAAGGGAUCUGUCAAGACUGGUUGGUUUGGUACAGUGGUGGAGUAUGGAGCAGAGAGGAAGAUUAGUCGUCACAGUGUCCUGGCUGCUACUGUCAGCAUCGGAGUCCCACAGGGAGUCACACUGAAAAUCAGGUUGUCUCGUGCCAACCAGACCUACCUGUUCCCCAUCCACCUGACUGACCAGCUGCUGCCCAGUGCUGUGUUCUAUGCCACCGUGGGCCCCCUACUGGUCUACAUGGCCAUACACAGACUGGUCGUUAUACCAUACACACGCGCACAGAAACAACAAGACCUGGACCUCCAGAGAAAGAGCUCAGAAGUCGACAUUGCCAAGAAGAAACAAGAGGCUGAGUCAGCUGUUCUGUUGAUGCAGGAGUCUGUGAAGAGAAUCAUUGAGGGGGAGGAGUCAAAGAUGGGUCUGAUCAUCCUGAAUGCUUGGUAUGGGAAGUUUGUAACAGACAACAGCAGGCGCCAGGAGAGAGCCCAGGUUAUAGACGUCACCGUCCCUCUGCAGUGCCUGGUUAAGGACUCCAAACUCCUACUUACGGAGGCCUCCAAGGCCGGGCUGCCAGGUUUCUAUGACCCGUGCGUAGGUGAGGAGAAGAGUCUGAAGCUGCUUUAUCAGUUCAGGGGUGUUAUGCACCAAGUCCUCUCAGCAGACACUGAGGCCCUACGAAUACCCAAGCAGUCUCACAGAAUCGACGCCGUGGCAUAGGAAUCCUCUGUUACUGACGCAGCAAGGGACAAGUGGAGACAAAUACAGACAAACACUGACAAACGGACAUUGACAAACGGAUUGACCAAUGGGAAGAGAGAGACGAGCAAAGUGAAGAUAAAUGCUCACUCUUUAUCUCUCCCCAUCACACUUAGGGAUGUAGAACGUAUUCCUCUCCUGAGUGGUAGAGGAUGUCAGCAGUCCUUUCCUCCCUCUAAAUCCUCUAGAUAGCUAGAAGGCUGUUUGGGUGUCAGUGUUUCCACGUCAAAUAACACUAUUUGCCUUGUCAAAUAAGCUUUUCAUUUACCUUGUCAAAAAACAUUAUAUUUCAGAAUGUUUGAAUGGGCUGAAUUUGCAUGGCAAGCCCAGCACCAGUGCGGCAGGCAUCAGCGACGUAUGUCACAAAAAGGUCUGCAAACAAGCGCACACAGUGGUCAGAAAGAUUGGGAAAACGUCUGUGCGAGCAUGUUAUGUGAUAUUGAACAAACAGGUUUUAAAAUGUUAGGUAUUCCAACAUUGAUUCUCUCUGACAUCCCAAAGCAGGGAAGACAUGGUGGUGAUAUGACACUACAUCAUUUUGUCAACAUUGAUGACAGUUUGGAAAUUGUAGGCAUGGUUUCUCCAUAUAAGAUUUACUUUGGUCAUGCAAAAAACACAGAGUAUCAUAUAUUUAGGGGGGGUUAUCUGUUAGCUUUGGAUUGGAAAGCAAUAACCUGAAACUGCACAAACUACAUUCUUAGCACUGAUUUAGGAAUUUGAAAUCAGGCAGCCGUUAUUGAACUCUAGCCAAGUUCAUUCAACCUAAUGCGACCAGUUUUGUUUUCAAAUCAAUGAAAUCAAUAAAUUAUACAAUAAAUAUAUUAUACAAUAAAACAUUAGGACAAAUCACAGAUGAAUUAUAUGAACACUUUGAAAUGGCACUCGUUUAUGCAUAUUUGUAAAAUCAAUAGAUACAAAAGUUGACUGUAAAUAUAAUGUCUUUACCCUCAAAGUAUCUAAGUAACUGUAGUCCAACUGAAGGGCCACAUAAAGAUGUGGUAGGUUAUUUGAUUCUUUACUCUGUGUAGAGGAUUCUGCUGAUUUAGUUUUUGUUGAAACAAAAACAAACUACGUUAAAUUGUAAGGUACUAUUUUGAUGUUCUGUGUUUGAAAUGAACCAGUUGGAACAUUUGCUGAAUGCAUCAGUGAUUCAAACUAUCAGAACUUUAUAUCUAUGGUAAUACUAGAUAAAGAAAUGUAUAUAGAUGUUGAAAUGUGUUAAAUGACAUGCAAUCACACUGAGGUCCUGAUUGGUCAAAAAGCUUAUUUAAUGCAACAAAUUGUGUUUUUAAUUUGACCUAUAAUUCCAAUAACCCAAACAGCAUUUUGUGUGUGUGUGUGUGUGUGUGUGUGUGUGUGUAUAUGUGUGCUUGGAAAUUGUUUUAGGAUCUUCCUCAACUCGUUUCCCUAGAAAUGUGCAAUAUGACUCCAGGUGUAUAUAUCAGUCUACUAAAUAACAUAUACAACUUAUAUUGUACUAAAAGGUUUUACCACGUUACUAUUCUAGGUGUAAUUACCUGGUACAUCGCUAACUCAUGCAAACAUUACGUUGAACAGAACUAUGCAUGAAACGUUUUCUGCAGGUUAUGUGGUUGCCAGUCAUUCUUUUAACAUAUAGGGCACACCCAUAAGGAUUGAAAAUAAUGAAAUGUUCAUUAACACUACUCUAUUUGAAGGCACCCCACUAGCCUCUAUGUGACUGGAGCCCUGGUAGGCUGCUAUGAGUUGGUCUGUUUGAGAUGGACGCUGGGGAGCAGCUGCCUGAGCCACUGUGACUGAUGUACAGGGUCCAGGAUAUCAUUCAUAUACAAUACAACCCCUUUUCCAUAAAAGGUUGGGAUGUUGCAUAAAAUAAAAUGCAUAUAGAAACCGAGUACAAUGAUGUGCAUAUAAUUUAUCUCUAUAUUUAAUUGAAAAUACAAUUUUAUUGUUUUUUGGAAAAAUACCUCCCCAUUUUGAAUUGGAUGUC